Thyridium curvatum is the source of this 195-nucleotide messenger RNA. RefSeq lists its product as uncharacterized. Lineage: Eukaryota; Fungi; Ascomycota; Sordariomycetes; Thyridiales; Thyridiaceae. The coding region runs from base 1 to 195 and encodes 64 amino acids. The record is from RefSeq and is a predicted model, not a curated record. The transcript has 2 exons.
AUGGCUCCCACCAAGGCCUCCUUCGCUCCCGGGCCAUUCGCUCGCCACCGAGGUCUGGUUAUCUUCACCGCAUCUGCCCUCGCCGUCGGCCUGGGUAUCAGGUAUCAGGCCAACAAGCUGCGGCAGAACGACCUGCAGCAAAAGAACGCCGGCGGCCUCUACGUCAGCGUCGACCGAAGCGGAGGUGGCAUUUGA